This is a messenger RNA of Lactuca saligna, 1773 nucleotides long. Lineage: Eukaryota; Viridiplantae; Streptophyta; Magnoliopsida; Asterales; Asteraceae. The record is from the annotation of a GenBank genome assembly.
AUGGCGGCAUCACUGUUCACCUUCUCCUCCACUUCAAGAAGAGUCGUCCCAGCUCCAAACUCUCCUCCUCUUCCCAUAUACAUCAAAGCCACCAACGUAGUUUUCAACCCUGAUAUUCCAGAUGUUCAUCGAGGUCUUGGACUUGAUGAUUUUGUCAAUUUCUUAGUCUCCUGCCGACUCCGAUACGCAAUCAGUGACGUUCCAUCAGAGUUCUUUCCUGAACAAGUAUGUGAGUUAUACUACACUGCAACAAUUAAUGAUGAUAACAACGUCAUCUCCGGGACUAUUGGCCGUAGAAGACACUCAGUCUUUAUUACCGCUGACCUCCUCAGUGGUGCGCUCAGGUUACCAAUCUUUGAACCCUUCUCUGAGCUUCCACCUAUUGAACGCUGUCGACGUCUCUUUGAUCAACUGGGAUAUGAUCACUCAAAGGCUGGUACUCGAUCAGCUCUCAUUCUGCGUCAAUGUAUGACUCCAGGAUGGAAGUUCUUCACCGGUGCUCUGUGCAAAUGUGUGGGUCACAAAUCUCACAGUGGUGAUCAACUGAGCACUUAUGAGCAACAAGUCGAUUGCUCCCUUCUUCUCAACAAACAACUUGAUUAUGGGGCUUUCUUCUUUGAUCAGCUUGUUCAACUUCUUCGUGCAAAUGUACGCGCUGUUCAUGUCCCCUUUCCACGCUGGAUUGCUAUUGUGCUAGAUAAAUUUUUCGCUGAAGCUUACUACUCACACUUUGGAAACCCCAUCCCAUGCCCACGCAUGUCAGUGAGAAUGUAUCAGGAUGAUCCAUUGGAAACUAACAUCGGCAUCUCUGAUCGUAUGAGAGAAUGGAUUGCAAAUCCAUAUACUGUUCCUUCACUAACCGCUGAUACUGAUGAAGGAGUUGAUGCUCAAGGGGGACAACCAUUUCAGGGGAAGCAACCUUCUCCGGGGGAGCAACCAUCUCAGGGGGAGCAACCAUCCCAGGGGGAGCACCCUUCUCCGGGGGAGCAACCUUACUCCCAACAAGUUCCAGGUACUCAAUUCCUUCAUAUACCGGCCUCAGCAUUCAAUGAGCUCCUUACACUAACUAGGGACAUGAGUCUGCGUCUUUUACGAAUUGAGGUCGAUGUCCAUCAACUGAAGGGGGUUCUUUUGCCAACCCCUUCCCCUGGCCCACAACAUGAUGAUGAUCAAAAAGGGGGAGAAACUGAUGAUGAUGAUGAUCCAAAAGAGGGAGACACUGAAUUUGUUGAGCUCGGAUCUGAGGAUAACACCUUAAACCAGACUGAGCCACCACAGCAUGUGCACGAGUCUGAUAGACCAGUUGCUGAGGAGCCUAAUAGACCAGCAGAUACUGAAAAGCUUGCUGAAGAUAGUGAGGAUGAUGAUGAACAUGAUGAUGAGUGUCAGAUGCUGGACAUGAACUUCAUUGAUCCCACUAUUCCAGUUCAAGGGGAAGCCUCGGAUGAUGAUGAAGAUGAACAUGAUGAUCAAUGUCAAAUGUUAUAUAUGAAAUUCAUUGAUCCCAUUAUGCCAGUCCAAGGAGAAGAUUCUGAUGUAGCUAGUGAGGAUACUCAACCUCUAUCUCGCAAGCGCAAGGCAGCAAAUACUGAAUUGCCUUCUUCACACACUGAUACUUCACUGCCUAGCAAGAAACCUAAUUUCAUCGUCAGCAUAUCCAACUUGGCAGCUGAAUGGAACAUGUCUCCUGAUCAAGUUAAGCAAAUUCUUGAUGAAGCCAAUCAAGCUCAGCUUCUAAAGAAUAUUGCUCAAGCUGAUGAAUCUCUCAUUUAG